AUGACAACAGAGGUGCAGACUACCGUUACACUAGCCCCAGCCAGUUUAUUUACCUCGUGCUCUGACGAUUCUCAAUGUCCAGUGUCAGCCAGUUGUCGACAGAGAGAGUGUGAUGGACAAAUAUGCCUGUGUAUUAUAGGAUAUGUUCCAAAUGACAACGACAAUGGUUGCUUAACUGCGUCUUCGUUUGGUGAGCGGUGUGGCACGGACAAUGGCCAGUGUACAGGACUCAAUGUUGAAUGUAACGACACAACAGACGGUUACUGCGUAUGUGGCCAAAACACGGAACUCUCCUCAUCAGGGACGGACUGCAAUGUGAUAGGCGAAGGUCGCCUUGGAGAUACGUGCACGAGUGACUCAAAUUGCUUCAUAGAACUAUUCUGUAAUGGCACAACGUGCGACUGUAGAAGUGGGUUUCGGUCGGUUACCCCAGAGGAGAAGCAAGCUUACGUGGACUACCCUUUGCAAUGCCGCCCAGAUACGUUUGAUUUAACGUCUUCGUUUGGUGAGCGGUGUGGCACGGACAAUGGCCAGUGUACAGGUCUCAAUGUUGAAUGUAACGACACAACAGACGGUUACUGCGUAUGUGGCCAAAACACGGAACUGUCCUCAUCAGGGACGGACUGCAAUGUGAUAGGCGAAGGUCGCCUUGGGGAUGCAUGCACGAGUGACUCAAAUUGCUUCAUAGAACUAUUCUGUAAUGGCACAACGUGCGACUGUAGAAGUGGGUUUCGGCCGGUUACCCCAGAGGAGAAGCAAGCUUACGUGGACUACCCUUUGCAAUGCCGCGCAGACACGUUUGAUUUAAGAGUAUGUCCUACAUUAUCAACCUCUACAGAGGCACCAACAACUGCUACCGAUGCGGAAGCAACUACAACAGAAGCACCAACAUCUACCAUAGAAGCACCAAGAAUUACAACAGAACCACCAACAACCACAACAGAAGCAACAAGAACUACCACUGAAGCGCCCACAACUACAACAGAGGCGCCAAGAACUACCACAGAAUCUCCAACAACUACUGCCGAGGCUGACACAACUACAACAGAUGCAUCAACAACUACAACAGACGCACAAACAACUACCACAGAAGCACCAACAACAACAGACGCACCAAAAACUACAACAGAACCACCAACAACUACCACAGAGGCGCCAACAACUGCAACAGAGGCACCAAGAUCUACCGCCGAAGCACCAACAACUACUACCGAUGCUGAAACUACUACAACGGAAACACCAACAACCACAACAAAAGCACCAACAACUUUAACUGAAGCAUCAACAACUUCCAAAGACGCACCAACAUCUACAACAGAAGCACCAACAACCACCACAGAAGCGCAAACAGCUACAACAGACGCACCAACAACUACAACAGAAGCACCAACAAUUACAACAGAACCACCAACAACUACAACAGAGGCACCAACAACUACCACUAAAGGGCCAACAACUACAACAGAGGCACAAACAACAACAACAGAAGCAUCUUCAACUACUACAGAUACACCAACAACCACCACAGAAGUACCAACAACUACCACAGAAGCUCGAACAGCUACAACAGACGUACCAAGAACUACCACAGAAGCACCAACAAAUACAGCAGAAGAAUUAACAACUACAACAGAGGCACCAACAACUAGAACAGAAACACAAACAACAACCACAGAACCAACAACAACUACCACAGAAGCACCAACAACUACCACAGAAGCGCCAACAAUUACAACAGAGGCACCACGAUCAACAACAGAUGCACCAACAACUACUACCGAUGCUGAAAUAACUACAACAGCUAAACCAACAACUACAACAGAAGCGCGAACGACUACAACAGAAGCACCAACAACAACAACAGAAACACUCACAAAAACUACCACAGACGCAACAACAACUACGACAGAAGCACCAACAAUUACUACAGAAGCACCAACAACUACCACAGACGCAUUCACAACUACCACAGAAGCACCAACAAAUGCAACAGAACCAACAACAACUACCACAGAGGCACCAACAACUACCACAGAAGCGCCAACAACCACAACAGAGGCACCACGAUCAACAACAGAGGCACCAACAACUACUACCGAUGCUGAAAUAACUACAACAGCUAAACCAACAACUACAACAGAAGCGCGAACGACUACAACAGAAGCACCAACAACAACAACAGAAACACUCACAAAAACUACCACAGACGCAACAACAACUACGACAGAAGCACCAACAAUUACUACAGAAGCACCAACAACUACCACAGACGCAUUCACAACUACCACAGAAGCACCAACAAAUGCAACAGAACCAACAACAACUACCACAGAGGCACCAACAACUACCACAGAAGCGCCAACAACCACAACAGAGGCACCACGAUCAACAACAGAGGCACCAACAACUACUACCGAUGCUGAAAUAACUACAACAGCUAAACCAACAACUACAACAGAAGCGCGAACGACUACAACAGAAGCACCAACAACAACAACAGAAACACUCACAAAAACUACCACAGACGCAACAACAACUACGACAGAAGCACCAACAAUUACUACAGAAGCACCAACAACUACCACAGACGCAUUCACAACUACCACAGAAGCACCAACAAAUGCAACAGAACCAACAACAACUACCACAGAGGCACCAACAACUACCACAGAAGCGCCAACAACCACAACAGAGGCACCACGAUCAACAACAGAGGCACCAACAACUACUACCGAUGCUGAAAUAACUACAACAGCUAAACCAACAACUACAACAGAAGCGCGAACGACUACAACAGAAGCACCAACAACUACAACAGAAACACUCACAAAAACUACCACAGACGCAACAACAACUACGACAGAAGCACCAACAAUUACUACAGAAGUACCAACAACUACCACAGACGCAUUCACAGCUACCACAGAAGCACCAAAAAAUGCAACAGAAUCAUCUACAACUACCACAAAAGCACAAACAACCACAACAGAAGCACCAACAACAACCACAGAACCACCAACACCUACCACAGACGCACCAUCAACUACAACAGAAGCACCAACAACUACAACAGAGGCACCAGCAACUACCAUAGACGCACCAACAACUACAACAGAGGCACCAUCAACUACAACAAAAGCACCAACAAUUACCACAGACGCACCAUCAACUACAACAGAGGCAUCAAAAACUGCCACAGAAGCACCAACAACUACAACAGAAGCACCAACAACCACCACAGAUGCACCAACCACCUCUACAGACGUACCGACACCGACAACACCAUUCCGAUCCUCCAUUGUCAACCUCACAGAUUCCUGCAACUCUAGCCUCGACUGUCCACAUGGAGCUGUGUGUAAACAGCGAGCCUGUGAUGGAUUUAUUUGCUUAUGCGAAGGAAAUUUUGUUCCAUCGGAGAACAACAACACAAAGUGUGUGCCAGCCGCAUAUUACAACGAGUCAUGUGGAGAAAAUAUCGGGCGUUGUGUAGGCUUGUACUCUGAGUGCAACACCAUCUCUAAGACCUGUGACUGUCCCAUUGCUUUUACUGUCGAUUCUACCGGUAAAAAUUGUGUAAUCGCCGGCUUCUCGCUGUUGAACGACACCUGUGGAAUCUGUCAGCAUGGGUUUGAGCAAACAUGUCAAAACGGCGUCUGCGCAUGCAAAGAUGGUCAGCGCCCAGCCACCACGGAAGAGAUUUUAGCAUCUUUUGGUUUAAUGGAACAGUGUCGCGACGUUGGGUACUCACUGGAUAAUUGCAAUGAAACAGUCAACACUCCUACAUUAUUGUCAACAAUAACGACAACAGCGAACGGCAAAACGACAGAUGUAAAAACGACUACAGCAGAGACACCGAUAACCACAACACAAGUGUCAAGGACGGCUACAACAACGACUACAACCGACACCGUAACGACAACGAUGGGGCAGGUGACUACAACACGGCCAUUAACGACUGCGACAUUGUCAACAUCUACAGCAGACACGACGCCAAGUACAACACAAGCACCAACGACUACAACAACUACCACGAUGGCGACGACGCCGUUGCGCUCUGGUAAGGUACAACUGUACGCCUCCUGCAACGCCUCCACGGAAUGCCCCCAACACGGAGUGUGUAAACAGCGAGAUUGUGACGGACUGAUAUGUCUCUGUGAUACAGGAUUUGUGGCCGCAAGCGGUAAUCCGACGAAAUGUGUACGAGCCUCGUACUUCAAUGAUAGUUGUGGUCCUGGUGUGAGCAGAUGUGUUGGUCUCUUCACCUUUUGCGCAAAGACAGGACGGUGUUUGUGCCACGGAGGGUUUCGUGCCGCCCCUGGGCGGCAGCAUUGCUCUGCCAUAGGCGUUGGCGUGUUGGGUAGCUCCUGUGCUAACACAGCAAGUUGCUAUAAAUCCGCUGACAAAAUAUGCCAGAAUGGCGCCUGCGCAUGUCAGGCUGGAAGUCGGGAAGCAACCAAUGAGGAGUUUUUGGCCGCCAUUGACGAUAAGGAAGAGUGUCGAUUGAAUACCUACUCUCUAGAUUCCUGCAACGUAACACUGACAACAGAAGCACCAACUACAACAACGUCAACAACAGAAACACUAACCACGACAAAAGCACCCACAACUACGACAGAAGCACCAACAACUACGACAGAAGCCCCAUCAACUACCACAGAAACACCAACAACUACAACAGAAGCUCCACCAACUACAACAGAAGCACCAACCACCACAGAAGCGCCAAAAACUACAACAGAAGCAAUAGCAACUACCACAAAACCACAAAUAACAACUACAGAAGUACCAACAACCACUACAGAAACACCAACAUCUACAACACCAGAAACAACAACAACAGAAACGUCAACAACUACAACAGAGGCAACAACAAUAACCACAGAUGUAACAACAACUACAACAAAAGCACCAACAACCACCGCAAAAGCACCAACAUCUACAGCAGAAGCACCAACAACUACCACAGAAGCAUCAACAACCACUACAGAAACACCAACAACUAAAACAGAAGCGCCAAUAACUACAACAGAAGCACCAACAACAACCGCACAAGCACCAACAACCACCACAGGAGUGACAAAAACUACAACAGAGGCACCAACAACUACCAUAGAAGCACAAACAACCACUAAAAAACUACCAACACCUUCAACAGGAGCACCAAGAUCUACCAUAGAGGCACCAACAACCAUUACAAAAACACCAACAACAACAACAGAAGCGCCAACAACUACAACAGAAGAAUCAACAAGUACAACAGAAGCACCAUCAACUACAACAGAAGCACCAACAACAAUAACAGAAGCACCAACAACUACAACAGAAGCACCAACGACUACCACAGAACCACCAACAUCAACCACAGAAGAACCAACAACUACCACACAAUCUCCAACAGCUACAACACAAGCACCAACAACUACCACACAAGCACCAACAACCACCACACAAGCACCAACAAUCACUAACACACAAGCAUCAACAACUACAACAGAAGAGACAACAACUACAACAGAAGCACCAACAACCACCUCGAAAACACCACCAACAACAACAGAAGCGCCAACAACUACAACAGAACCACCAACAAUUACAACAGAAACACCACCACCACCAACACCAGAAGCACCAACGACUAACACAGAACCACCAACAACCACUACAGAAACACCAACAACUGAAACAGAAGCGCCAACAACUACAACAGAAGCACCAACAACAACCGCACAAGCACCAACAACCACCACAGAAGCGACAAAAACUACAACAGAAGCACCAACAACUACCACAGAAGCACAAACAACCACUACAAAUCUACCAACACCUUCAACAGGAGCACCAAGAACUACCAAAGAGGCACCAACAACCACCACAAAAGCACCAACAACAACAACAGAAGCGCCAACAACUACAACAGAACCACCAACAAUUACAACAGAAGCACUACCACCACCAACAACAGAAUCCCCAACAACUACAACAGAAGCACCAACGACUAACACAGAACCACCAACAUCAACCACGGAAGCACCAACAACUACCACACAAUCUCCAACAGCUACAACACAAGCACCAACAACUACCACACAAGCACCAACAACCACCACACAGGCACCAACAAUCACUAGCACACAAGCACCAACAACUACAACAGAAGAAACAACAACUACAACUGAAGCACCAACAACUACCACAGAAGCACCAACAACUAUAGCGGAAGCGUCAACAACUACCACACAAGCACCAACAACUACCAUAGAGGCACUAAAAACUACAACAGAAGCACCAACAAGUGCAACAGAAGCACCAACAACUAAGACACAAGCACCAACAACUAAGACACAAGCACCAACAACUACCACGUCAGAACCAAUAACAACCACACAAGCACCAACAAUCACUACAGAAGGGGCAACAACUACAAUAGAGACACCACCAACUACAACAAAAACUCCAAUAACUACCACAGAAGCACAAACUAUCACUACAAAAGCACCAACAACCAGCACAGAAGCACCAACAACUACUACCGAUGCUGAAACAACUACAACAGAAGCAUCAACAACUACAGCGGAAACACCAACAACUACCACACAGGCACCAACAACAAAAGCACAGGCACCUACAACUGCUACUCAAGCACCAACAACUACCACACAAUCUCCAACAACUACAACACAAUCACCAACAACUACCAUACAUCUACCAACAACCACCACACAAGCACAAACAAUCACUACCACAGAAGCACCAACAACUAAAACAGAGGCACGAGCAGCUACCACACAAGCACCAACAACUACUACACAAGCACCAUCAACUACUACACAAGCACCAUCAACUACUACACAAGCACCAACAACUACCACACAAUCACCAACAACUACAAUACAAGCACCAACAACUACCACACAAGCACCAACAACCACCACACAAGCACCAACAAUCACUACCACAGAAGCACCAACAACAACAACAGAAGAGACAACAACUACAACACAAGUACCAACGACUACAACAGAAGCAUUAACAACUACCACAGACGCAUCAACAACUACAACAGAAGUACCAACACCUACCACAAAAGCACCGACAACCACCACGGAAGCACCAACAACUACAACAGAAGCUCCAGCAACUACAACAGAAGUACCAACAACUACAACAGAAGCACCAACAACCACAACAGAAGCACCAACAACUACAACAGAGGCACCAACAAUCACCACAGAAGCACCAACAACUACUACCGAUGCUAAAACAACUACAAUAGAAGCAUCAACAACUACAGCGGAAACACCAACAACCACCAAACAGGCACCAACAACAAAAGCAGAGGCACCUACAACUACCACACAAGCACCAACAACUACCACACAAUCUCCAACAACUACAACACAAUCACCAACAACUACCAUACAUCUACCAACAACCACCACACAAGCACAAACAAUCACUACCACAGAAGCACCAACAACUAAAACAGAUGCACGAGCAGCUACCACACAAGCACCAACAACUACCACACAAGCACCAUCAACUACUACACAAGCACCAACAACUACUACACAAGCACCACCAACUACCACACAAUCACCAACAACUACAAUACAAGCACCAACAACUACCACACAAGCACCAACAACCACCACACAAGCACCAGCAAUCACUACCACAGAAGCACCAGCAACAACAACAGAAGAGACAACAACUACAACACAAGUACCAACGACUACAACAGAAGCAUUAACAACUACCACAGACGCACCAACAACUACCACAAAAGCACCGACAACCACCACGGAAGCACCAACAACUACAACAGAACCUCCAGCAACUACAACAGAAGUACCAACAACUACAACAGAGGCAUCAACAACCACAACAGAAGCACCAACAACUACAACAGAAACGCCAACAACUACAAUAGAAGCAUUAACUACAAUAACUCGGGAAUCAACAACACAGCCACCAACUCCUACAACACAUCCACCAACUUCUACAACACAGGAACCAACAACCCAGCUACUGACUACUACAACACAGCCACCAUCUACUACAACACAACCUUCAACUACUAGGGAACCAACAACACAUCCAUCGACUACUACAAUACAGCCAACAACUACUACAACACAGGAACCAACAUCCCAGCUACUGAUUACUACAACACAGCCACCAACUACUACAACACAGCCACCAACUACUACAACACAGCCACCAACUACUACAAUACAGGCACCAACAAAUCAGCCACCGACUACUGCAACACAGCCACCAACUACUGCAAGACAGGAACCAACAACACAGCCACCAACUACUACAACCCAAGAACCAACAACCCAGCCACUUAGAACUACAGAGCAGGGACCAACCACACCCCCACCAACUACUACAACACAGGAACCAGCCACACAGCCACCAACUACUACAACACAGGAGCCAACCACAGAGCCACCAAUUACUACAACACAGCCACCGACUAUUACAACACAGGAACCAACGUCACAGCCACAAACUACAACAACAAAACCACAAACUACUACAACGCAGUCACUGACUACUACAACACGGCCACCAACUACUACGACACAGAAACCAACCACACGGCCACCGACUACUACAACACAGUCACCAACUACAGCAACACAGCCACAAACUACUACAAGACAGGAACAAACAACUAUAACACAGGAACUAACUUCUACAACACAGGAAGCAAUAUCUGCAUCAAAAGAAACAACAACAGAACCACAAACUACAACAAUACAGGCAACGACAACUCUGGCACUAUCAUUGCAGCCGACAAGAACGACAUCACAGAGAACAGCUACUACAACAAAAUCAGCAACUUUAGCGACCCAGCCAACAACUGAUUCAACGCAGGCGCCAACUACUAUUACACAGCCACCAACUACUACAGCCGGUGGGGCACCUGCGUCUGGAGUAUCACCACAGGUUGCAGUACCUGCUUCUAUAGGCGCCGCUGUAGUGCUGGCAGGGGCGAUAAUUCUUGUGGUGAUGUAUUUUAAGAGGCGGCCAGAUAACGAAUCUGAUGACAAAACUAUUUAUGAGGAGAGCUUGUUCAGCAUUCCAAGACCUGAUAUCUGGCUGUACGAUAAUUUCAGGACGGACAGAAGUUGGGCAACCUUUAGCGAAAAUAUGUAUUCCAGCACAUACGUUCCCAAUCCUAUGACAGACGAAGUUAUAUCGUUCGAUGAUACCUAG
Messenger RNA from Liolophura sinensis, 9228 nucleotides. RefSeq names its product mucin-2-like. The transcript has 10 exons. The record is from RefSeq and is a predicted model, not a curated record. Lineage: Eukaryota; Metazoa; Mollusca; Polyplacophora; Chitonida; Chitonidae. The coding region runs from base 1 to 9228 and encodes 3075 amino acids.